Molecule: messenger RNA, 400 nt
Organism: Racocetra fulgida
Lineage: Eukaryota; Fungi; Glomeromycota; Glomeromycetes; Diversisporales; Gigasporaceae
Source: the annotation of a GenBank genome assembly
AAAAUAGAAAAAAAAACCAAUAUUAAUAAAGAUAAUUUUAAAACUUCUGAAAUUUUGGAUCAUUUUAACUAUCAAGACAAAAAUAGUGAUCUAGAAAAUAAUGAAGAUAAUAUUUUAUAUGAGUUAUCUGAAUUAGAGAAAUUAGUUGCAAUACACUUUGCAAAUGUUGAAGAAGAUGAAUCAGAAAGUUUAAUAAAUGAAGUUAAUGAAUAUAACGAUAAUAUAGAACUGGAUUUUCAUAAUUGUAAUAAACUAUUAUCUUCUAGAAAGGUUGAACUUAAAGAAGAUAAAAGAAUGUUUGAGUUUUUAACAAAUAUUAUUGCAGAUAAUAUCCAAAACAAUAAUUUUUAUAUAAUAUAUAAGAAACUAAAACAUGUCAUUAUAAAAGAAAUCAAGGCUU